AUGGGAAAGAAACAAGUGUGCCCACCUCGUGCCCUCCCUCCAGUGCCAAGCCAAGAUGAAAUUCCACUCAGUCGUCCCAAAAAAAGGAAAUCUAAAGGAAAGACUCCAUUAGAUGGCAUUGUCCACGCAGCAGUUCGUCGGCAGUCGGAGAGCAGUGAGCCCCUAACUCCUGAGCCUCACGAUGCUCCUCAGAGAAAACGCAAGAAGAAGAAGGUACCUGCUGAUUCUGAGACCUCUUUUACUCAGCAAAAUGUUGCAUCCCUGUUUCAGAAUGGAAAUGGCAUGGAUGUCCCUGAAGCUGAAGAAGCAGUGAUCCGCAAACAGAGAAAAAGAAUAAAGAAACCUCGGCCAGCAGAAAUGCACUGUUCUGAUGAGCUGGAAGUGGAGGAGGAGGACAUCAUUGAAGAUGAGCACAGAAAGAGCCCAGACCAGCAGCCUGUGUUUGCUGCUCCCACAGGAAUUAGCCAGCCUGUUAGCAAAGUGUUUAUUGAAAAAAAUCGGCGUUUUCAGGCAGCUGAUCGUGCAGAAUUGGUUAAAACCACUGAAAAUAUCAAUGUAUUUCUGGAUGUUAAGACUUCAUGGACUACCAGAGAUGUUGCCCUCUCAGUGCACAGAAGUUUCAGGGUGUUAGGACUCUUUACCCAUGGCUUCCUUGCUGGGUAUGCUGUAUGGAACAUCAUUGUUAUCUACAUGUUGGCAGGAAAUCAGCUUUCCAUGGUUUCUAACCUGCUUGAGCAGUAUAAGACAAUAGCAUACCCAGCUCAAAGUUUGUUCUAUUUGUUGCUGUCCAUCAGUACAGUCUCAGCCUUUGACAGGACUGAUUUGGCAAAAGCAUCAGUUGCACUGAGGGGCUUUCUUACCCUGGACCCAGCAGCAGUGGCUUCUUUCUUGUACUUUGCUGCUCUUAUCUUAUCCUUAAGCCAGCAGAUGACUUGUGAUAGAAUCAACCUCUACACACCACCUUCGGAAAAUGGCAGCAUCUGGACUGCAGGUACAGAGGAAGAAAUUGUUCAGCCAUGGGUUGUGGUGAAUCUAGUAGUGUCUCUUCUAGUUGGGGCAAGUUGGAUCUUCUUGUCUUACCGACCAGAGCUAGACCACAGUGAAGAACUGAUGUUUCAUGCUGAUGUUGAGGAAUAUCCCCAGGGUGAUAUCUUACCCAGAGUCCAGCCAUGAGUGUGGAACCAGCAUCUGCAAAUAUUGUAGCUAUGACUGAUGGCUCAACAUGUUGUGUAUUAUAGCUAUGUAUUAUAAUUUUCA
Acanthisitta chloris (rifleman) is the source of this 1257-nucleotide messenger RNA. RefSeq names its product transmembrane protein 237 (gene TMEM237). The record is from RefSeq and is a predicted model, not a curated record. Gene Ontology annotation, biological process: cilium assembly. Gene Ontology annotation, cellular component: ciliary transition zone. Lineage: Eukaryota; Metazoa; Chordata; Aves; Passeriformes; Acanthisittidae. The coding region runs from base 1 to 1173 and encodes 390 amino acids. The transcript is spliced from 13 exons.